Daktulosphaira vitifoliae (grape phylloxera) is the source of this 1459-nucleotide messenger RNA. RefSeq lists its product as uncharacterized. The record is from RefSeq and is a predicted model, not a curated record. The coding region runs from base 224 to 1183 and encodes 319 amino acids. Lineage: Eukaryota; Metazoa; Arthropoda; Insecta; Hemiptera; Phylloxeridae. The transcript has 6 exons.
GAUAUAUACACUUAUCAGAAGUUUUAAACAAAUCUAUUUAUUCGAUUGUUUUAUCUAUGAAUAAUAAUUGUUGGUUAGAGUUUUAUCUGCUCUCAGUGUUAUACUAUGUUAGUUAUAGUUAUAGUUCUUCUGUCUCGUUAAUAGGUACUGUAAUAUUAUAAUACCUUAUAAUAAUUGCGCGUGACGCACGUCUGAAUAUUAUGUUCGUUUCUUACAAUUUUACAUGUUUGCCUAUAAUAGUUCGAGUGUUUUUGCCGUUGAUUAUUCGGUUUUUUUAAACGCUAAAGUAUUAAAAUUUAUAGUUAUUAUGAGCUUCUCAAUUUUCACAAUUUCAGUGACAUUUUUUCUUUUGAUCGUUAAAGUUUAUCCAAAUACAACAUCAAAGUUACAUAAUAUACAAUGGUUACCUGACAACUGCAACAAUAGCAACAAUUGUUCAUCGCAGGCUAUUAAUAAUAGUGUAUGUAAAAAUGAUCGUUGUGAAUGUAUCGAGGGUUAUUACCUAGUGAAAGAUGAAGGUAAUUCCAGUAAGAGUUAUUGCGCUAAAUGUUCAUUAUUUCAAGAAAGUUGUGUGGUGACCCAAUGUUGUCAAAUGCCACAUGCUAAUGAAUGUUUAAACGGUGUAUGCGUGUGUCGUCCUAACCCGGAUGAAGAUUGCCUUAUGAAAAUUUACAGAAGUAAAUAUUCACCUACGUUGGGUGUACAAUUGGCUAACACUCUUUCAUUGUCAUUUGCAUUUGUAUUUUUAGCCAUCACUUUUGUUGCAGUCAUUAGGAAGACUUUAUUUAACUGCGGGUUUUGUAAUUGUGAUUCAAUAAGCAGAGCAGGAAGUAAUAGUUCUUUAAACGAAUUUAUUAAGGAAAAAAUGCAAAAUAGACCACCUAGUUAUGAUGAAAUCGAAAAAGACCGAAAAGUUCCUAUUUAUAUAAAUCAACCUCCUCCUGAGUACAAUAGUUUACGCCCAGGAAAAAUAGAAAUAUUUCGAGGAGUCAUUAAUAGAGCUUUUUCUAUAAGUGAUGAAGUAGAUAUGAAUAUGUCUCCUCCAAAUUACUCUACUUUCACUUCAGUAUCAAAUACUACUAUCAAACCUACUCUUACACAAUUAGCAGCAUCUACAAAUCAGUGUAGUGAAGAAGUAAUACUCACGAGGCCUAUUUAUAGUAGUAGUUCUCAACAAAGUUGAGGUAUUGUUUUGUUUAAAAUAUUUAUACAUUGUUUUUUCAAAAAUAAAUUACUAUUAUGUGAAAAACUAAUUUCACAAUCAUAAAAAUAUAUUUUUGUUUGUUAACAAAAUAUUAAUAUACUUGGUAUCACACAGUAAUUUAUUUUAAGUCAUUGUAAUAUAACUAUUUUUACUCAGUAUUUAAUUUAAACAAAGAUGUUUAAUUCGUGUAUAUAAAUUGUUUGUAUACAAUAAAGUGUUAUUUAAUUUUAUGCAACCCAAUUAAUUACAUACAAA